AUGCCAAUUGCGAAAUAUGAGUACACUGGUCCAAUUGACCACACCCUGCCCAUCGAUCAUGCCAAGUUGAAAGGCAAGUCAGUGAUCAUCACGGGCGGCGCCAAUGGCAUGGGCGAAACAUGUGUUCGACACUUUGCAGAACACGGCGCCAAAGUCACAAUCGCGGACGUGAACAAGCGAGGUUACGAUCUCUCCGCCGAACUAAACAAAACGUAUGGUGAGGAAAGGACAAUCUUUGUCGAAGUCGACAUCCGGGACUGGGACCAGCAAAAGAACAUGUUCGAGUAUGCAAUGAGCAAGUUUGGCGCCAUUGACGUUGUCAUUGCAAAUGCUGGUAUCAGCAGAAGCUCAGGUGAUGGUCUCUGGAACCUCGACGAUCCAAAUGGCGAGCCAACGAAGCCGGAUCUCAACAUCGUGGACGUGAAUCUGAAGGGCAGCUUGUACACCUGGAAAUUGGCGGUGCAUUACUGGCGCAAACAGAAAGAGAGUGAUGAGCGCGACCGAUGCUUUAUCAUAACUGGCAGUUUGAUCGCUUGGAUUGAUUCACCGGGUAACUGGGAGUACACAGCGACUAAAUAUGGCCUUCACGGAUUCAUGCGCACGGUUCGCAGAUCGUCGUGGGAGCAGGGAAUCAGAAUCAAUUACGUCGCCCCUAGCUGGAUCAAAAGCGCAAUCAGGACCAAAGAGUACGAACAGUGGCUCACGGAUCGCGGGAUCGAGUUUGGUGAGCAAGAAGACGUUGCAGCAUGCAUGAUGCGGAUCGCAAGCGACAGGUCGAUUAACGAAGGAUACAAGGACAUCGACAAGGAUGAUUAUACCGAGGACGACGGCCAUGAUGGCUACUUCAAACGUACUCAAGACACGCAGCUUGUCAUCAUUGAAGACAGGUGGAGAGAUGACUACAAAGUAAGGGUGUUCAAAGAGUAA
Molecule: messenger RNA, 927 nt
Organism: Parastagonospora nodorum SN15
Lineage: Eukaryota; Fungi; Ascomycota; Dothideomycetes; Pleosporales; Phaeosphaeriaceae
Exons: 3
Coding region: 1-927 (308 amino acids)
Molecular function (GO): oxidoreductase activity
Source: RefSeq, a predicted model, not a curated record